UUCUCCCCCAACUGCCCGAGACAGACCGUUGUUCAACACAGCAGCACCCAGACAGAACAGCAAGAACAACAACAAUAGCAGCAGCAACAACCCUAACCACUUUUUCCUAAAGUUUUUAAACACAUCUCACAAAAGAAAAAGAAUCGAAAAACGAACGGCACCCACCCCCCCCGGUCGCCCUAAUCUCGAAAACAGUCUCCAUGCCACGUCAACAAGCAAUCAACAGCACGGCAUUCAAGUCAAUGUCUGCCUUGAUUGGAAAGGGCAUUCACCAUGCAGCCAUGGUCUCCAUUCGCAACCCCAUCGAAAUGGUCGUUGCGGUGCUUUUAUUGGCAUCCUUUGGCUACUUUACCCUGUACAACGUCGCCCGCACCUCUGAUAUCUUUUCCGGGACCAGUACGCGUCUAUACCCAACAACAGUCUAUGCUCCAGCACCCACCAUCCACAGCGCCUCCGACUACACAUUCACACUCGUCAACGACGAACACCAACAGCAAGAAUCACCCUCCUUACCCACAGCAGCAGCAGCAGCAGCAGCAGCAGCAAAGAACGCGCUCAAGAUCCAUCUGAAACAAAUUACAGUGUCCGAUGCGGAGCGCGGCGUGCUAAACUUGAAUACCUUGGCCACCAUCCUCCGGUUCCAGCAGACAGUCGAGAACAAUGUCCAUGUGCCUGAAGAGUCUACGGCUAUUACUGCCAAGUUUUCGUAUCGCAACGGUCUGUGUUACAAGCUUGGUAAUGGUGCCUGCUUUGUCCAGUCGCCGCUGGCAUUGUGGGAAAACAACGAAACCGUUCUGAGUGCGGAUGAGGAUAUCGCCUCCACCGCUGCUAACCAUGCUGCUCUCAUUGACGCGGCGUCGGUCACCUUGUCGUACGCGGUGAAUGCGACCGGAUCGAUUCGUCGGGAACUCGCACGGCAGUGGACCCACAAGGUCGAGAACCUGCCGCCAGCUGCCGAUAUCGUAUCACACGCGGAUCGUAACGAGGGCGAGAAUUUGUUUGCUUGGUUAUUGAUCAUCAGCCGCAACGUUGUGUUUCGCUUAAAAGAGCUUAUCGAUAUGGCGGAUAACGUAGAUAUCAUGGUGAUUCUUGCAGGAUACGUCAUGAUGAUUAUCACAUUUGUCUCACUGUUCGUCAAUAUGCGACGUAUGGGCUCACGGUACACGCUUGCAACUGCGGUUUCGGUCAAUGGCUUGUUUUCGUUCAUUCUUGCGCUUCUGACAGUUCAUGCUUUGGGUGUACAACCGUCUCCAGUCGUCCUGGCUGAAGCUAUUCCUUUCUUGGUUGUCACGAUUGGCUUUGAGCGGCCCUACAAACUCACCAAGCGAGUGCUCGAGUACAGUAAAGAAGCGCCGUUGACGCGCCAAGACGUCCGUGAAACCAUCAUCCGUGCAGUAGACUCCGUCGCAUUGCCCAUUGCGCGUGAUUGUGUGAUUGAAAUCAUGGUGCUCACACUGGGUGCGAAAUCCGCGAUUGCUGGCCUUCGUGAGUUCUGCUUCCUGUCCGCCAUUCUCCUUGCCUACGAUGCUGUGUUUUUGUUUACAUGGUACACGUCCGUUCUUGCACUCAAGCUCGAGCUCACCCGUAUUCGGGAGAUCAGCGGCUCGGCUUCUUCGUCCAGCAACAACAACAACAAGAAGCAGACCAAGCCAUCCAACAUGAGCUUCAUCCGUCGUACUGUCGUUAAAGCAUUGAGCGAUGACCAAAACGCGUCUCCUCGUGACAUCCAAAAGUCGGAUGCCCCGUUUGUCGGUCGCCUUAAGCUGCUUAUGAUUGUGGCAUUCGUAGCCGUGCAUAUUUUUGAAUUUUGCACCGCAUUCCAAUCGGGACCCCAGGUGGACGUUACCCAGCCUAGCGUAGCGCAUGUGCUCAAUGCCAUUUUGCAACAGCACAAGGAAUCCGGUAGCCAUCUGCCGUUGAUCGUCGAGGUCUUUCCUCCGUUGCUGUUCCAUGUGCGGUCGCCCAACAAAAGCUUGAUGCCCGAGUCGAUCACGCGACCUCUGGAGGCGUUGUCUGAGAUUUACGCCGUUUUUAUCCAGCACCCAGUCAUCAGCCAAUGGCUCACUAUCGGCCUUGUCGUCUCGUUGUUCCUCAACACUUAUCUUUUCAACGUUGCUAAGCAGUCCAACAAGCAAACUGCCGACCCAAAGUACACAUCGGUCUCCUCGUCUUCGUCUCAACCCGUCACCACCACUACAGCUACUUGUCCGCCUAGCGUCACCAAAAAGCUCCCAACCCCUGCAUUAUCCGAUACCGUUCGACCUGUAGAGGAAUGUCUGACCCUGGUCAAGACGCCUGAAGCCCUCAACGAUGAGGAAGUCAUCUCUUUGGUACAAGCCGGCAAAAUGGCUCCCUAUGCACUUGAAAAAGUCCUAGGCGACCUCGAGCGGGCUGUGUCUGUUCGCCGUGCCUUGAUUUCGCGGGCAUCGUAUACCCAAACCUUAGAACACAGUCUACUGCCACUAGAAAACUACCAUUAUGACAAGGUGCUGGGCGCCUGUUGUGAAAACGUUAUUGGCUACAUGCCUAUCCCACUUGGCAUUGCAGGUCCAAUGAACAUUGACGGUAUUAACACGCACAUUCCCAUGGCUACCACUGAAGGUUGCUUGGUUGCGUCGACUGCACGCGGCUGCAAGGCCAUCAACGCGGGCGGUGGAGCAACAACCAUUGUGACGGCAGAUGCAAUGACCCGGGGUCCAUGUCUGAGCUUCCCGAACAUCAUCCGUGCAGGCGAAUGCAAGCGCUGGAUCGAACAAGAAGGCAACGCAAUCAUCACCGAAGCGUUCAACUCGACCUCGCGGUUCGCCCGUCUGCGCAAACUCAAGGUAGCGCUUGCCGGCCGACUUGUGUUUGUCCGUUUCUCGACGACCACAGGGGACGCGAUGGGCAUGAACAUGAUCUCCAAGGGCUGUGAAAAGGCCCUGGGUCUCCUGGGCGAGCAUUUCCCAGACAUGCAGAUCAUUUCACUGUCCGGCAACUACUGCACGGACAAGAAGCCUGCAGCGAUCAACUGGAUCGAAGGCCGUGGCAAGAGCGUCGUCUCGGAAGCCGUGAUCCCAGGCGCUGUCGUCGAAAAAGUGCUCAAGACCAGCGUAGCAGCCCUGGUCGAACUCAACAUCAACAAGAACUUGAUUGGAUCCGCCAUGGCCGGCUCUGUGGGAGGGUUCAAUGCGCAUGCAGCCAACAUCUUGACGGCCAUCUAUCUGGCUGCGGGUCAAGAUCCUGCACAGAACGUCGAGAGUUCAAACUGUAUGACCUUGAUGACCGCAGUCAACCAGGGUCAGGACUUGCACAUUUCUUGCACGAUGCCCAGUAUUGAGGUCGGUACGGUCGGCGGCGGUACCACGUUGCCACCCCAGCAAGCUGUGUUGGACAUGCUCGGAGUACGAGGACCGCAUCCGACGUUGCCGGGUGACAAUGCUCGACGGUUGGCACGUAUCAUUUGUGCCUCUGUCAUGGCCGGAGAAUUGUCGCUGUGUGCGGCAUUGGCUGCUGGCCAUCUUGUAAAGGCACACAUGGCGCACAACCGUGCUGCUGCUGCUGCUGCUGCACCCACCCCUGGCAGUUGCAUCAAGUCAUAGCUGUUGUUGUUCCUCCUCCACAAAAAGUCGUCACUCACUAUUAUAAUUUAUUGCUUUGCUUGUUUGUUUGUAGUAAAGUACCCUACUUGUCGGUUCUUAAUGUAAAAAGCUACUCUUUUGUAACUCUCACUCUCCCACACACACACACACACACACACACACAUUUACACAUUUACACAUUCACAUCUCUCGUUGAUAAAUUAUAUAUCUUUUUUUUUCUCAUUUU
Messenger RNA from Zychaea mexicana, 3807 nucleotides. RefSeq names its product hydroxymethylglutaryl-CoA reductase. The transcript has 7 exons. Gene Ontology annotation, cellular component: endoplasmic reticulum membrane; peroxisomal membrane. The record is from RefSeq and is a predicted model, not a curated record. Lineage: Eukaryota; Fungi; Mucoromycota; Mucoromycetes; Mucorales; Lichtheimiaceae. The coding region runs from base 201 to 3581 and encodes 1126 amino acids. Gene Ontology annotation, molecular function: hydroxymethylglutaryl-CoA reductase (NADPH) activity; protein binding. Gene Ontology annotation, biological process: isoprenoid biosynthetic process; ergosterol biosynthetic process; coenzyme A metabolic process.